AUGGCUACGUCAAUGCAUCUAUCGCGGCUCCGGAAAUGGUUCCUCGCGUCUCCUCCCAUCGAGGUCACCAUUGCUCGGCUGCGCGAGUUGUUGAUCGGAGCACUCAGGCAGGGGCCGGUGCCCCAGCAUAUUGCGUUUGUGAUGGAUGGGAACCGGAGAUUUGCAAGAUCACAUCGCAUUGAGACGGUGGAGGGUCAUAAUCUGGGGUUUGAGGCGUUGGCGAGGAUCCUCGAGGUGUGCUACAAGUGCGGAGUGAAAGUCGUCACGAUCUAUGCGUUCAGCAUCGAGAACUUCAAACGCUCAAAAUUCGAGGUGGAUGCCCUGAUGGAGAUGGCAAAGGUCAAACUGCAACAGAUGGCUCAGCAUGGAGAUCUGCUUGAUCGCUAUGGCGCAAGGGUGCGGGUGUUGGGUCGCCUCGAUCUUCUGAAGCCCGAUGUCCUUGCUGCUGUGAACCGGGCCGUGGACAUGACAAGCCGCAAUGGAGACCGUGUCCUGAAUAUCUGCUUUCCCUAUACGUCGCGCGAUGAAAUCACCGGAGCUAUCCGAGACACCGUGGCUGACUAUAGCACGCCCCUGAAACCCGUCCGUUCGCACUCCUCCACACGGACGCCCUUUUCUGAAACCCAUAUCGCACUCAACAUCCGUGCACAGUCCAAGCAUGCCAAGACAGAAAUUACUCCCACCAGCGAUAACGAGUCUUCUUCGGAAUCGUCGGCUCACGAAGAGGAUACGAGUGACAGAACGGAUGCUCCAAACAAGGUCUACGAGUCAGGCUCGGGAUUCUCCUCCUCUACCACCCUGCACCUCGGUGGUCAUCCGGACGGCGCGCACGGGAAGGCAUCGGAGUCUGGGAACUCGUCCGAAUCCGACAAAGCGCUCUUUGUCUCCCCGGAGACCAUUACUCGUCAGACACUAUCAGAUCAUAUGUUGACCAAGGGCAACCCCCCGCUUGAUUUGCUCGUCCGCACAUCUGGGGUGGAGCGCCUGAGUGAUUUCAUGCUCUGGCAAUGCCACGAGGAAACCGAGAUUGUGUUUCUGGAUGUCUUGUGGCCUGAGUUUGAUCUAUGGCAUUUCCUCCCCGUUCUACUGGGCUGGCAGAGGAGGAUUGCCAAGUCUAAGAAGAAUCCAGAUGCCGAAGGAAACUUUGACGGGGAAUCGCCUGAAACAUCCGAAGCGGAAGCCGACGGGAUGGUGGCCAAUGCUCCUGGGAAGCUCAAGGGCUUGUAA
This is a messenger RNA of Aspergillus clavatus NRRL 1, 1227 nucleotides long. Its product is annotated as undecaprenyl diphosphate synthase family protein. Gene Ontology annotation, cellular component: lipid droplet; endoplasmic reticulum; dehydrodolichyl diphosphate synthase complex. The transcript is spliced from 2 exons. Bases 1 to 1227 code for a protein of 408 amino acids. Gene Ontology annotation, molecular function: ditrans,polycis-polyprenyl diphosphate synthase [(2E,6E)-farnesyl diphosphate specific] activity. The record is from RefSeq and is a predicted model, not a curated record. NCBI's taxonomy places the organism in Eukaryota, Fungi, Ascomycota, Eurotiomycetes, Eurotiales, Aspergillaceae.